CGAGCAAUCAAUUGCCAACCUUCGCCAACCUUCGUUCUCGAAUCUCUCCUGAUCAUCCCCAGGAUGACCGACGCUCGCUAAUAUCUCACUCGACAGACUCAGAGAAACAAGUCUUCGUCCUAUCGGCAAAUAUCACCGAUACCUUUUCGCAAUCAAUCAUCUUACUUUUCUGUAAUAUUACCUGCCGGCCUUUUCUCUUGUUGCGAUACCAAAGCCCCCCCCCCUUUAUUCGCCCAGCUGCGACCUGUACGAACCACGAAUACUCUCGACCUCGAAGGCGAGCCUUGAGGGUUUGCAAAUAGCGACGACAAACAAAGACUUACGAAUCCUCGAACGCCACCCCGCCAACCAACCCUCGCUCUGUGUCGCGAUCUGUUCCCUCCUAUCGCGAUCUGCCAUCGUUCCUAUCUACAUCGAUUGCGACGCGGCCUGACUGUGCCAGUUGCUCCUCAUGGGGAAAAAAUGGCGAUAUGGCAUCAUUUUCGAUGCGGGUUCCUCGGGGACGCGCCUGUACGUUUACAAGUGGAAGGAUCACGCCAAAGCGAUCAAGCAUGCUUCCGUCGACGAGCUACAAAGUCUGCCAAAGAUCAAGCUGCAGACAAGCAAAAAGACGCACCCUGGCGUAUCCUCCUUUGCCGAGAAACCUGAAGAGAUUGGCCGCGAACACCUGCAGUCGCUCAUCGACAUAGCUCUCAAAGAAGUUCCCGAUAGUAAGGUCGCUGAUACACCUGUCUACCUUAUGGCCACUGCCGGCAUGCGUCUUCUCCCCGAUCAUCAACAAAAAGCCCUGCUCCGGAACAUGUGCUCGUAUCUCCAGCAAAACACGCGAUUCUCGCUACCUGAUUGCAACACCAACAUCCAGGUCAUCUCUGGUGAGACGGAAGGCCUUUAUGGCUGGCUCGCAACCAACUAUCUACUGGGUGGAUUCGACCAUCCCGACAAACACUCCCAUGGCAAAGACCACCACACCUACGGCUUUCUGGACAUGGGGGGCGCCUCGGCGCAAAUUGCCUUCGCGCCGAACAAUACAGAGGCCGAGAAACACGCCAAUGAUCUCAAGCUCGUCCGCCUGCGAACAAUUGACGGCUCGACCAUCGAGCACCGUGUCUUCACUGCCACCUGGCUUGGGUAUGGCGCGAACCAGGCCCGCGAACGAUAUAUCGACAAGCUCAAGGAGCAAUACGGCAAACCCAACAGCCUUGAGCUUCCCGACCCAUGCCUUCCUGCAGGGCUGCGAACAACUCUCAAGGGUGAACCGGUUGUCAGCGAGUCGGCGGGCAAAGAGUUGUCGCUCCUCGGAACUGGCCGAUUUGACGAAUGCCUUAGGCAGACGGAGCCAUUGCUAGGAAAGGACACGCCAUGCAAAGAUCAGCCCUGCUUGCUUAACGGACAACACGUGCCAAGUAUCGACUUUGACGUAAACCACUUCGUUGGUGUGUCUGAGUUCUGGCACACCACGCAUGGCGUUUUUGGAAAGGGCCACAAGACAGCAUACGACUUGGCAACGUACCAAAAGAACGUCGUCGACUUUUGUACCCAGGACUGGUCGGAAAUCGAAACCACUAUCCAUGCCAGAAAGAAGUCGGUUGCCCAGAAAGUCAAGAACGCUCAAGAAGCUUGCUUUAAAGCAUCUUGGCUCAUCAACGUCUUGUACGAAGGCAUUGGAAUUCCUAGGCCUGGCCUAGAACACACCCCGCAUCCUGGCCUGAACGUUACUAAAGGAACCAUGGAGGAAGCAAAGGAAAAGGGAUUUGUUGACCCGUUUCAGCCUGUGAAUGAGAUUGACGGAGUCGAGGUUAGCUGGACGUUGGGCAAGAUGGUGCUUUACGCAGCCGGUCAGAUCCCACCCAAGGGAGCAGCCUUGCCGGUUGGAUUUGGAAGCAACAUUGCCGGUGCGACGGACUUCGAGCCGGCAGGUUCCAAGUUCUCCCCCAUCCCGAUUGAAAAUGACGACGACGAAUGGGACGACACUGCCGACGAUCUGUUGGACAAGGCCAAAACGAAAUCAGGCUCUGGUAUUCUAGCCUUCGUCCUGAUACUGGUCGUUUUGGCCUUUCUUUUGCGCAAGCGUGACCGCCGGGCUCGAUGGUUUGGCAGGGUUGCCACGGCCGUGCGGGGAACACGACGUCCAGGAAGCCCACGGAAGUUUGGACGGGGCUUCUCCUUCACCAGCAAGCUUUUCGGUCGUUCAUCGACGACCUAUGAACGGGUUCUUGAGGAGGGCGACGCCGAUCAGUUUGAGCUAGGCUCUGUUGAUUCAGACGAAAACGAGCACUCCGACAGUAGCGAGGGGUCCAGGGCUGGCCGCUCAUCCGGACUUGCCACCCCAAAACUCAACAUUGAACGAUUCGACGAUGGACGCCCGCCCUUCUCCAUGGACCGUGGCGGUUUGGCCGUGAGAACAGAGAGCCGAGAGAGGCUUGUACCGAGUGUAGUCAAUGCAGGCCGUCGCAGUCGUGCUGGUAGUCCAACACGGUUGAAGAGCCCGCUGAUGAAACCUUUGGAUGAGGAGUGAGGGAGAGAGAUUGCCUGCGAUGCAGUGUAACAUUAUGCAUGUCUGGGCAGCGAUUGGAUUAGAGGUUUUGUUUCUUCUACCGGUGUUUUAUUCUUCUUUUUCAUGAUUCCAAAGAUGGCGUUCUCGGUACGGUGAUGACUCCAGGCAUUCUAGCUUGUUGAGGGUCUGGUUUGAUGACACUUCUGAGGCGUUCUUGUCAGGCGUGUGCCACGGGUAGCUUAGACUAUUUCAUUUUGGGGAGGCAUUAUAGCAUUGAGCCUUUGCAGAAUUGAUGCUGUUUUCCCGCAUAC
Molecule: messenger RNA, 2805 nt
Organism: Colletotrichum destructivum
Lineage: Eukaryota; Fungi; Ascomycota; Sordariomycetes; Glomerellales; Glomerellaceae
Product: Putative nucleoside phosphatase GDA1/CD39
Exons: 2
Coding region: 452-2515 (687 amino acids)
Biological process (GO): UDP catabolic process
Cellular component (GO): Golgi apparatus
Molecular function (GO): UDP phosphatase activity; GDP phosphatase activity
Source: RefSeq, a predicted model, not a curated record